Messenger RNA from Closterium sp. Naga37s-1, 1621 nucleotides. Lineage: Eukaryota; Viridiplantae; Streptophyta; Zygnematophyceae; Desmidiales; Closteriaceae. The record is from the annotation of a GenBank genome assembly.
GGGAGGGAGGGAGCGAGGGAGAAAGGGAGGAGGGGUGGGGGGAGGAGGAGGGGGUGGGCGGGCGUGGGAGGAGGGAGCCAAGGAGGGAGGAAGGGGCGAGGAAGGGGGGAAGGAGAACCGAGAGGAAGGGAGAGGAGUGGGAGAAGAGGGAUGGGCGGAGGUGGAUUUAAUGGGCAUGUUUGAAGCAGUGGGGCUAGCGUCUAUUGGUGCUGCUUGCUUUGGUGAAGACCUGUGGUUCCAGCACGACACAACUGCUACACUCACAGCUGCAACAGCCCACACUGAGGCAAACAAGCAGGCAGGGACGAAGCUAGGGGCGCACAGUAGCACUAUCGACCCUGCUCCUCCUCACACCACGUUACCACCACACACAGCAGCACACUCUACCGCACCACACACUGCUGCACCGCACACUGCCUCCCUGGCACGGGCAUACGGGGCGAACGAGCAGGCAGGGGCGAAGUUAGGGGCGGUCCCAUCGCUUCUCCUGGCCCUCUCCCCUGCGUGCCUGCACCCCUGGGUGCAUGCGCUGCUGGGUGUGCUGCCUGGGAGCACCGUGGGUGCUGCGAGGGAGAGACACCGAGAGCUGAUGCUCCAGUGGAAGCGGAUGUUGGAAGCAAAGAGGCAACAACCGUCUCAAGGCAACAGCAGUGCUGCUGAUAUACUGACCUUUCUCAAAAGCUUCCGAGACAAGGGCACAGGCGCAGGUCUGCUCGAAUCUGAUCUGCCUCUAAUCCUCUUUGGCCUCCUGGGCGCCGGUGUGGGGACCACAUCGUCCACACUGGCGUUUGCCGUCCACAUGCUGACUCAGCACCCGGAAGUUGCCCAGAAACUUCAGGCUGAAAUUGAUAGGCUGUACCCUGCUGCCCCUAUAGCUGCCCGCCUGCCCGUCCAUGCAACGACUCUGGCUGGUUACCACAUCCCUGCAAACACGCCGGUCGUGGUCCCGAUUUUCGCUGCCCACCGCUGCCCGGAUUUCUUCCCCCGGCCGCUUUCUUUUCUGCCCGAACGUUUCGGUCAGCGGGCAGCGGGUGAGAAGGGAGUUGGGUGGAAGGAGGGAGGGAGGGAAGAGGAGGCAGAAGGGCAAGAGGGGGAAGGAAGGGGCGAGAAGGGUGGAGAAUUGAUCAAGGGUGAAGAGAGAGGAGGGAAGCAGCGAGAGGAGGUGCUGUGGACGGCCGAGUCAGAGGCUAUGUAUUUGCCUUUCGGUGCCGGUCCGCGCAUGUGCAUCGGUGCUCGAUUCGCCUUGAUGGAAAUCAAAAUCUGCCUCGUGCUGCUGCUGCGGGCAUUUGAAAUUUCAUCAGCAUGUGACAUAGCAGUAGCAUCUGCGACUGAUGUCGAUGCGUCGAGGCGUUUCACAACUUGCAAGGCUGACACUGAAGAAAGGGAGAGAGGGAAGCGGGGAGAGACCGAGGAGGCAGGGGAGGGCGUGUGGGGGAGUGCGAGCAGCAAGACAGGGGUGGAUAGCAGCAAGACAGGGGUGGAUAGCAGCAAGACAGGGGUGGAUAGCAGCAAGACAGGGGUGGAUAGCAGCAAGCUGCCGUUGGAAUCUGGGUUGAACCUUCGACCAAAGAAUGGGGUGCGGGUGAGGAUUCGGAGGAGGGGCAAUGGUAUUGCUUUGUGA